CUUAACAAUAACGCGGACUUUCUAAAAAUUAAUAAUCAUUUCCCAGACAAGUUAUAACUUAAUAAAAUAUAUAAUGAGUGGUGGCAGACAUUUAGCUAAAGGCUCACCCAAACCUGCAUUAUCCGACGAUGGCGUUCUUCGCUUGUUUUCCAUGCGAUUUUGUCCAUAUGCUCAUCGUGCUCACUUAGUGCUGAACGCCAAAAACAUACCAUAUCACACUAUAUUUAUCAAUCUUACUGAGAAACCAGAAUGGCUUACGGAAUUCAGUCCACUGGGAAAAGUACCGGCAUUACAGUUACCCAAAGAGGAAGGCAAUCCAUCCUUAAUCGAGUCACUAAUAAUUGCUGAAUAUCUUGAUGAGAAGUAUCCCGAAGUACCACUUUUCCCCAAAGACCCACUCAAGAAAGCACAAGAUAAGAUACUUAUCGAGAGAUUCAACGCGGUGACUAGUGCAACGUUCAAAGUGUUUCACGCUGAUAUCGAAGGAGCAUCCGAUUCGCUAACUGAAAUCUCUAAAGGUUUAGAUAUUUUCGAGAAGGAGUUAAGCUCACGUGGUACACCUUAUUUUGGUGGCGACAAACCCGGUAUGUUGGACUAUAUGAUUUGGCCAUGGUUCGAGCGUACGGCAAUGUUGAAAUACUUGCUGCCGGAGAAAUAUGAAUUGGACAAAGAACGCUUCAGCAAAUUGGUUGCAUGGCGUGAUUUGAUGGUAAACGAUUCAGCAGUGAAAGGUCAUUAUUUGGAUGGUGAAAUUUAUGCCAAAUUUGUGAAAGCGCGCCGGGAAAAUGUUCACGAUUUUGAUAUGCUUGUGUAGGCUUCAUCAAGUCAAAGAUAUUAUCAAUAAAUUUAUUUUUUGUAAGCUAGUAA
Bactrocera tryoni is the source of this 867-nucleotide messenger RNA. Its product is annotated as pyrimidodiazepine synthase-like. Gene Ontology annotation, biological process: glutathione metabolic process. Gene Ontology annotation, molecular function: glutathione dehydrogenase (ascorbate) activity; glutathione transferase activity. The record is from RefSeq and is a predicted model, not a curated record. Gene Ontology annotation, cellular component: cytoplasm. The transcript has 3 exons. Bases 74 to 814 code for a protein of 246 amino acids. Lineage: Eukaryota; Metazoa; Arthropoda; Insecta; Diptera; Tephritidae.